Molecule: messenger RNA, 965 nt
Organism: Colletotrichum navitas
Lineage: Eukaryota; Fungi; Ascomycota; Sordariomycetes; Glomerellales; Glomerellaceae
Exons: 1
Coding region: 256-762 (168 amino acids)
Source: RefSeq, a predicted model, not a curated record
GUUUCCACUUCCAAGCGGGCAUGGCCAUCGCCCUCUCCCCUUCCGGGCAUUCGUUAUCACAUUUAAUACCCGCACCAUUCGAAACAUAUCGGAGUGUGCAGAGGAAGGGGAGACCGGAGGGGGUCACGUUGGUGCUUUUCUUCUAUUUUAUUUUUCUUUUCUUUUUGUUCACGGCCUGGUUCGCUGGAAGACCUGGCAUGGGUUCAAGGAGUUGAAAACACUACACGAAAAAGCGGCUGGUUUUUUUUUUUUGACAUGGCGAGACGGAGGGAUUGGGGGCGGCGCGCGCGCGCGCGCGCGCGGAUCGGUUCUGCUUUGUUUGGCCAAGACGCAGGAGUCGUCGCCGCCUCCUACGGAGGCUUUUUGUUCUUUCAAAAUACCGAGAUGGUUUCCCUGGUGGACACAACAGAGCGAAGCUGUGGUGAGGAGAAGGCCGGGCCUUUUUCCCUCGGAGCGAUACCGAGCAAAGAGGAUGGAACGGGCUGGACUCGGCUUCGUAUGGGUUGCUUUUUUGUUGUUCAUAUGGGAAAGGGGUGUUUGCCAUGUGUCACUCCAACUCUUCUUUUUUUUUCUUCCUUCUUCUCAAAUUUUUAUCAUUCACUUGUGAUACUUUCUCGUGUGGCUGACCAACGUUUGCAAAGGGUUCUGCACGGGAUACUGGGACAGAACAACAACGAGCAUUGCCGUACUACAACCUAUCUACCUGAGGGGGUGUUUCCUCCCCCCCCCCUUUUCUUCUUCUUUUUUCAUUUUUGCAUAUAGGAUCUAUGUACAAACGAAGCAGGAUUUGGGUCUGAGAAACCGUCAAGGCAUGGAAAUUGCUGGGCUCUGUUUCUCCCAGAUCACGAUGAAAAUCAUUUUACUCGAGGGCGUCAAAACCGUGAGAGUUGCGAAGUGACUUGUAACCCCCCCCUUCCUUCUUUUGCUUUUUUACCUCCUGUACAGACUAGACCUGUGAAACAUGC